This is a messenger RNA of Misgurnus anguillicaudatus (oriental weatherfish), 4841 nucleotides long. Lineage: Eukaryota; Metazoa; Chordata; Actinopteri; Cypriniformes; Cobitidae. The record is from RefSeq and is a predicted model, not a curated record.
CUAACCUAACCUGGUCGGAAGCAGGUUUUAUUUAGUAAACUCAGAGUUUCUGGCAGUCUCCUUCCCUUUUUUUAAUGAGUAGCGGUGUCUUUUUAGUUUAUUUAGUACAUUCAUUCAUCGUGUAGAUUUGUAUUAUCCACACUGUAAAACAUUUUUAGCUGUCUUUAAGUUAUAAUCAAAUUGCGAGUGCGCAAGUCAUUUUAACAUACUACUUUAUAUAUUUUAUAAUAAUAAUAAUGUAUUUUAUUUGUAAAGCACUUUUCAUAGUUAAAAACAAUCCCAAAGUGCUACAGAGUAUAAACAAAUUUAAAAGCAUGAUUGAAAAGAUAAAAAGAAACCUUUCUUAAAAGAAUCCAUGGCUUGAGGAGCCCUUAGGUUGUCUGGAAGAGAAUUCCAAAGACGACUUGAUCCCCAAUAGUGCAGGGGUUGAAGAAGGGCUUUGUUUCCAGUGCGGAGGUUGCGUGUUAAAUAGUUCCUUUAAGUAGGGGGGUGCUUUCCGUGGAUGCAUUGAUGGGCAAGUAGGAUGAUUUUAUAAUUAAUCCUGUAUGAGACAUGGAGCCAGUGGAGUGAGUGAAGGAUCAAUGUCGAUGAUAGUUGAAUGUGAUAUGGGCUAUAGGUGGGCUAUAAAUUAAGUUUAAACACAAAUAAUUCAAUAAAAUUCUUUAGUAUAAAGGUGAAUAUAGUUGCCUAUAAUAGAUAGAUAUCGACACAUUCAUCCAUCCAUGAUCCGUCAUUACACCAAUACACUCUCAAUCACCCUGAAAUAAAAAAAAAAUCCUCCAUAUAUCAUUAAGGGGUUUGAUUCCCCUCCAUUUUUUAGGCCUUGACUACUACAGAAGCCACACAUGCAUUUGACCCCAAGGACUACAUCAAGUCAAUUCACACCCAUAAAGUGAAAGUGAUUGAGACCUUCAGUGAAGCUCCUCCUACAACAAUCCACCAAUAAAUGCUGGAGUCAAACACACAGAGAAAUCACUCCAUGUGUGACAACUGAAAUCUUCAUGACAUAAUGUUGAUGCUGGUGAAAGAGGAGCUUGAGAAGAUGACAGAUCCACAACCAUGCAGAAUAAAGGAUGAAGAUACUGAGGAACAAAUAGUUCACACCCAUAGAGUGAAAGUGAUUGAGACCUUCAGUGAAGCUCCUCCUACAACAAUCCACCAAUAAAUGCUGGAGUCAAACACACAGAGAAAUCACUCCAUGUGUGACAACUGAAAUCUUCAUGACAUAAUGUUGAUGCCGGUGAAAGAGGAGCUUGAGAAGAUGACAGAUCCACAACCAUGCAGAAUAAAGGAUGAAGAUACUGAGGAACAAAUAGAUUUGAUGGAAGUGAAAGAGGAGAGUCAAGCUGAAGUGGAUGAGAAACAUCAGAUUGUUAAAAUAAACCAUAAUGUUUCACAGAAAGAAACUCUGAAGACAGAAGACAUAAAGUGUGAAAAUAGUUUCAGAGAAGAUGAACGCCCUGCAGAUCACAAGAGGACUCACAGUGAGGAGAAACCUUUCACAUGUCAACAGUGUGGAAAGAGUUUCAGAAGAAGAGAUCACCUUAACACACACAUGAGGAUUCACACUGGAGAGAAACCUUUCAAGUGUCAACAGUGUGGAAAGAGUUUCACCUUUCAAACAGGCCUAACCCAGCACAUGAAAACUCACAAGGGGGAAAAGCCACACGCAUGCCAUCAUUGUAACAAGAGUUUUCCAUAUACAGCUGAACUUAAGAUACACAUGAGGUCUCACACUGGAGAGAAACCAUUUAAAUGCCAUCAUUGUGACACAAGUUUUCCAUAUACAGGUCAACUUAAGAUACACAUGAGAAUUCACACUGGAGAGAAACCUUACACUUGUCAUUUGUGUGGAAAGAGUUUCAGAACAAAAUCUGACAUUAAAGCACACAUGAGGGUUCACAAUGGAGACAAACCACAUCCGUGCCAUCACUGUGAAAAGAGUUUUAUAACUGCAGGUAAACUUAAGAUACACAUGAGGACUCACACUGGAGAGAAACCUUACACUUGUCAUCUGUGUGGAAAGAGUUUCAGAGUUAAAACUAACCUUAAGAUACAUGCAAGAAUUCACACUGGAGAGAGUCCGUUCACAUGCCAUGAGUGUGAAAAAUGUUUCAGAAGUAAGAGUAACCUUAUAGCACACAUGAAAAUUCACACAGGAGAGAAACCUAACACAUGUAUUGAGUGUGGAAAGUGUUUCAGUUUGGAGUUUCACCUUAAGAGACACAUGAUGAUUCACAGUGAAAAGAAACCUCACGCAUGUCUUCAGUGUGAAAAGAGUUUCAGAGAUAAACGUGGACUUGAGGCUCACAUGAGAAGUCACACUGGAGAGAAACCUUACAUAUGCUCUCAGUGUGAAAAGAGUUUUACAAGUGAAGGCACUCUUAGAUCACACAUGAUUGUUCACAGAGGAGAGAAACCGUUCACAUGUCAACAGUGUGGAAAGAGUUUUAAAAUGAAUCGUGACCUUAGAAGACACGUGAUAAUUCACACAGAAGAGAAACCAUACGUGUGUCGUCAGUGUGGAAAGAGUUUCAGGACAAAACCAAACCUUAAUGCACAUUUGAGCACUCACACUGAAGAGAAACCGUUCACAUGCCAUGAGUGUAAAAAGAGUUUAAAAACAAAAGCUACCUUAACAAACACAUGAGAAUCCACACUCGAUAGAAACCAUUCAUGUGUCAACAGUGUGGAUAUGGCAACAAAGUUUAGAAAUCAGCUGAGGUCUUAUUAAUAAAACUGUCUGGAGGAUCUUUACUAAAAGUCUACAUGCGCACAAAAGCCAAAAAUAGCAUACGGCAAAAAAGAUUCAGGCCGUUUCUCAAUAUGCGUUCUUGUCUGUACUUGUGAAACGUCAUUAGUUGUGGCCCAAGUACUGUUCCAAUUCCAAGUUUACAUAAUUUAUUGUGUUACAAGUUAUUGAUCCGUUCAUUUUAUUGAGGAUGCAUCAGGAGGUGACUUUGUGGACUUACGACAUCCAUGUUUCCCAGAAUGCAUUUUGCAUCAAUCGCAAUGAAGUUUAAAACCUGCACAAUAUUUGAAAUAUUACUCUUUCUGUGUCAUAAAAUGUAGCCGUUUGGUCGAGAAUUUAGAUGAAUAAACUUCAAAUCUGUGGUCAGUUAGUAAAGAUAGUGCCUUAAUAUUAAAAAUUCCUCUGACGAUUUUGGAUAUGUGAGUUCAAGUUGAUCAGCGGGCAGACAGUGUCGUGUACACCGCCAAGGGCAGAAUCAUCUCGGCAAGUCCUUCUAAAAUUUGCCGCUGUUUCAGUGCAGCUGCUCUGCCCUUCAGUAUCUGAUGGUCAAACAUGAAAUCAUUGAUUAAUGAUCGAGAGCCAGCCGUGUUCAUUGACUGAUCAGCUCCUCCCAAACCUUGUUUAUAAAACAACAUUUCAUCUUCGGAACACAGUUUAAGAUGUUUUAAUGUUAGAUUUAGCCGAGAGCUUUCUGUCCCUCCAUAGAAAAUCUAUGUAAGGUUUCCAUGUCCAGAAAGGUAAUAAAAACAUAAUCAAAGUAGUCCAUGUGACAUCAGUGGGUCAGUUAGAAAGUGUUGAAGCAUCGAAAAUACAUUUUAAAUCCAAAAAUAGCAAGAAUUACGACUUUAUUCAGCAUGGUCUUCUCUUUCGGUUCUGUUGUGAACUGCGUGAAGUCACGUGACUGUAGUGACGCGGCUGACCUGUUCCUCAGACAUGUUUGUUACGUUUUUUUUUCAAACUUAUAGCGUGCAUCUCCCCAGACUAUAAACAAAGCUUGGGCGCAGAAAAACAAAAGAAAAAAAAGAAGCUGGGGCGGAACAGAUAACAGUCAGCCGCGUCCUACGUCAGCCGCGUCACUGGCUUGCUUGACUUUAUGCGGCACUGCAGUCGGAUGACCAUCUAUCUGUCUGUUCUUGCAGCGCAGCAUGAAAAAAAGUCACACAGAGAUUGUUGAAUUCGUUAUAUAAUUGGCUACAUGUUUUGUCUAUCAAUAUUUUCCAUGAAGUCAUUGGCUGAUGGAGGAAUGAGCGAGCGAUUGGUUACAUUCCUAAAGGACGUCACGUUUUCGAUGGCACUGUUUGGAUUACCUGUUAUACUACCUCCCUAUUUUAAAUACAAACUUUGAAGGCGGGUUCAUGUGUUUAACGGAACGUAAAUUACCGGAGUGUAAUCUCAUAUACCCUUACGUUACGAUGUAAAUAGUCCUCAGAUUGUAUAUUAUAUUCUAUUACUAGACAUUCAUGCGAAAUCUGAUGUAAACAAUAGACUAUAUAUCUAUAUUUCAAGGAUUAUAUGGAUUUGUGGACAAAAAUGGUCAUUGGAUAAUUCACACAUCUGAAACAGACUGGAUUCGACUUGUGAUCUACACAAAGGUUUAUUUUUGCAUGUUGUCAUCCGGACUUCUGUCACAAAAUACUACAUAUGAUGCUAGAACAUCUGUAUCUCAAAACGGCUUUACAGGGGGUAUGGCUUAGCUAAAUGAGAUGUAAAUGAGCCAUAUUGUCUCUCCCGGCAGGGAAGUGUUAACUUUUCUUUUUGUAUUUUCUCAGUUUGAGUUUUCCUGAGUUCCUUUAUUCAAAUGGCCACAACUUCGCCAAAUAUUAUCAGAUUUCCAUGUGUUACACAUCGUUAGAAAGCUUAGAAACUGCACUUUUAGAAUCUGUGAAUAACUCAAAAUGCCCCAGAUCCGACUUGUGUCCCUACUUUCCAUGACUGGUCACAUUUAUGUUCUAUAGUAUGUUAACACUGAACCACUGCCUUUGUAUUGUAACUAGAUUUUUUUCUUGUGUUUACUUCAUGUUGUACAAAAGUUUUUUUUACAUUUAAUGAGUAGUUUUAAAUCAUUUUGUUAUAAAUACAUUGAAGCUAA